AGGGUCGUGAGGGUGAUUCUUCAUGGAGCCUCUUGCGGCGCAGUUGUGGCAGCAUGGUGGACUGCUACCUCCAGGCUCGGUGAAAUGCCGCUAGGCCGGCCAUGUAACAUACAUACAAAAGCGCCUAGGAGCCGGUAGGACAGGACAUGUCUGAACUUUGAAGGCAAGCCGUAGUGAUCAAGCUAGAAGUCGGGAGGCGCAGAAUCUAAUUGCUUUGUCGCGAGCUACAACCUGCUCCAACGCCAUGUCCUCGUCCAAGACGCAGAACUGCCUGGUCCCAUAUGUCGACCUGGAAACCGCCCCGGCCGAGGUGGCAGCGGCCAUCACCCAUCUGCCGUACCGGCGCAACAUCUUCUACCUGCUGGGCCACUCGCACGGGUCCUUCCCGCGGCUGAUGGGCGUCUACGCCAACUUCUUCGACGGCAACCGGCGCAUCCUGCCGCUGCUCGACUGGCAGCUCGUCGUGCUGCGCAUAUCGGCCGUUCUCGACGCCGAGUACGAGUGGGACGUCAACGCGCCCGUGGCCCGCAUCAACGGCAUGGCCGAGGAGAAGUUCGCGGCCCUCAAGCGCACCGCUCGCGGGGGAGCCGAGGCGCUGGCCAGGGAGACCAUCUUCACCGAGCGCGACCGCGCCAUCCUGCAGCUCGUCGACGAGCAGCUCGCCACGUACAACAACACUGAGGAGACGGUGCAGCAGGCCAAGAAGCUGCUGACGGUCGAGGAGCUGGUCGAGGUGUAUAUUGUGCUGGGCGUCUACGUGCUCAUCGCGCGCAUCACCAAGGGCUUGCGUAUCGACAUGGAUGGCGAGAUUCCGGGAUUGGAGGAGCACCUGAAGAAGGUCGUGACGGGGAAGUGAGCGUUCGCGUCAAGGUAGAAGCAUGUACUUCUGCAAAUCUCUUUUUGUGACAAGACUUUGUGUUUGUAUGCUUUGGUGUCGCUCAGAAAGAAGCGCAUUACCAAGACACAAUUGAGAUUGCCUAUCGCAAACGCAAUGGUGUUGAUCCAUUGAUGUUGUGAAGAG
Messenger RNA from Chaetomium strumarium, 1021 nucleotides. Its product is annotated as AhpD-like protein. NCBI's taxonomy places the organism in Eukaryota, Fungi, Ascomycota, Sordariomycetes, Sordariales, Chaetomiaceae. The transcript has a single exon. Bases 245 to 856 code for a protein of 203 amino acids. The record is from RefSeq and is a predicted model, not a curated record.